This is a messenger RNA of Octopus bimaculoides (California two-spot octopus), 10772 nucleotides long. RefSeq names its product DNA excision repair protein ERCC-6. Gene Ontology annotation, molecular function: ATP binding; ATP-dependent activity, acting on DNA. Lineage: Eukaryota; Metazoa; Mollusca; Cephalopoda; Octopoda; Octopodidae. Gene Ontology annotation, biological process: transcription-coupled nucleotide-excision repair. Gene Ontology annotation, cellular component: nucleus. The record is from RefSeq and is a predicted model, not a curated record.
UAUCGCUUCUCAUUGUACAUAAAUACUUUGGUCCUUCAACUGCGGUGUUUGCCGCUGUCAAAGUACCAGGUAAAUAUGGAUAUGCAACAAUCAUUCUCAGACAGUGAUAAUGCUGAUAAUUUUGAUGUGGACAAUGAAAAACCUUCCACAUCCGAAGUUAAGUCAAGUAAAUUCUUAUCCAUGAAGAUUCUAGAAACUCCUGGUAAUUCCAGUAUGGAUACUAGUUUCAAUCCUGAUGAGAGAGAAAGUGAAAGUAGCUCUGGAAAUAAAGCUACAGAUACAUUUAAGGUGGAUACAAGUUUAAUACCAAAAGCUCAUCUGGAAGGUCAAGUUAAUGAUGAACUAUCUUCUCUUGGUCUUACAGUUUUUAAUCAGGAAGAAUUUGAACAAAAUGUCAUUGCCCAGGUGGAUAAUGCUAUUGAGAAAGAAGAAGAGGAAAGACGAAAGAAACAGAUGACUAAACAGUUAGCAGCGGCUGAAGAUGACUGCAAGCUGUUGAAGCAAGAAAUUGCUCGAGUUGACCGAGUACUUGCAAGUAUGCGUAAGAGUGCGCCUUUGAAAGAGAUUAGAAAAUUAGAUUCUGUUAAACAACAUAAAGAAAAAAGAAUGAAAGAAAUUAAAGCUAAGAUGAAAGCACUACAUCUUAAGAUCUAUGGCAAUGCUGAUGGACUGGAAGCAGAUGAGGAACUUGUUAAGCAAGAAACUGAAGAACUUUCCGUUUUGCAUCAGAUGUUGACAUUUGGCAAUUCUGAACAAGAAACUGAACAGGAAAAGCUUAUUCGAACUGGGGAAAUGACUCCAUUUGGCUCUGUAACUAAAGAUCCCAGCGACAAAAAAUCUAAAGGUAUUUCUUUAACAUCGGAGUCUGAUAUGUCACCUUUUGAGAAGUUCUUAAUGGAAAAAGAACAGACCAAAAUUAAACGUACUCCUCCUAAGCACCAGAAGACAUCAACAGUAACAUUAGCAACCUUGAAAGAACGUAAUUCCGUCAUGCAAGAUUCUCGCUUUGCUCCAACCCCAAGCCCAAGCAAGAAAAAAAAAAACAAUUGGUUUGAUGAAAGGAAAAAACAAUUUCGAAGCGAACCUUUGCCAUCGUCAAGCAGCAAAACAAUAAAAGUAAGUGAUGACAGUGAUGAGGAUUCACCUGGUAAUGAAUUUGCAGUCAAAGAUUGUCGAGAUGGUAGAGGAUACAAUGAUAGUGACGACGAGUGGUACCCUGAUAAUGAUACUCAUUCUGUUCCAACAUACUUUUUUUUCGAUAAUUCCAGACAAUAUAAUGCAAGGAAAAUAUUUGAGAAAGUUAAUGGUGACGUUGAGGAAUCAGAUUCUGAUGAAGAAGGUUAUUCUGAUGCAGAAUUUGAUGGUGGAUUAAAAGUACCAAAGAAAACCUGGAAGCAGCUUUAUAAGUAUCAAAAGACUGGAGUUCGUUGGCUAUGGGAGUUGCACUGCCAACAAGCUGGCGGAAUUGUUGGUGAUGAGAUGGGUUUAGGAAAGACAAUACAAACAAUUAGCUUUUUAGCUGCUCUCCAUCACAGUCAGCUGCAUGAUAAAUCUUUGGGGUAUGUUGGUCUGGGUCCCUGCAUAAUCGUCUGUCCAACAACUGUCAUGUAUCAGUGGGUUCGUGAAUUUCAUAGUUGGUGGCCACAAUGUCGAGUGGCAGUCCUUCAUGCUACUGGAUCAUUUACAGGAAGUGAGGAAAAACUUGUUUACAGCAUCAACAACUGCUGUGGUAUCCUAAUAACUUCAUACAAUAAUCUUGUUGCUCAUAAAGACAUCGUUAUCAAACACAAAUGGCAUUAUGUGAUUUUAGAUGAAGGUCACAAGAUCCGAAAUCCUGAUGCUCAAGCUACUCUUGCAUGUAAAAUGAUUCGUACACCUCACCGCAUAAUCUUGUCUGGGUCACCAAUUCAAAAUAACUUGAAAGAACUAUGGUCUCUGUUUGAUUUUGUGUUCCCUGGAAAGCUUGGGACCCUCCCAGAUUUCAUGCAGCAUUUCUCUGUCCCUAUUGUUCAAGGUGGAUAUUCUAAUGCAACAGAAGUACAAGUCAAAACAGCAUAUAAAUGUGCUUGUGUACUCAGAGAUACAAUUGGACCAUACCUUUUAAGAAGGAUGAAAUCUGAUGUGAAAAUCAGUUUGGAUCUUCCAGAUAAAAAUGAACAAGUACUGUUCUGCAAACUUACAGAAGAACAACGAGAUGUUUACCAAGAAUACCUUGAUUCUCGUGAGUGUCAGAACAUCUUAGAUGGCCGUUAUAAGGUAUUUGCUGGUUUGAUAACUCUUCGUAAAAUCUGCAACCAUCCUGAUAUCAGCACAGGAGGUCCACGGGUUUACAUUGGAGACGACAUAGAAGAGGAUGAGACUCUUGAUUUUGGCUACUGGCGCAGAUCAGGAAAGAUGAUUGUCAUUAAGGGUCUCUUGCGUCUUUGGAAACAGCAAGGUCAUCGAACAUUAUUAUUUUCCCAAAGCAAAGUAAUGUUAGAUAUCUUUGAAGGUUUUUGCAAAAAUAACAACUACUCCUACAUAAGAAUGGAUGGAACGACAGCAAUCUCUGCCAGGCAACCCCUUAUUACUCGUUACAAUGAAGACAGUUCUAUUUAUAUAUUUCUCUUAACAACAAGAGUUGGAGGACUAGGUGUAAAUUUGACUGGCGCCAACCGUAUUAUUAUCUAUGAUCCAGACUGGAACCCAAGCACUGACACGCAAGCCCGUGAACGUGCUUGGAGAAUUGGACAGAAAAAGCAAGUCACAAUAUAUAGGUUGCUUACAUCAGGUACCAUCGAAGAAAAAAUUUACCACAGACAAAUUUUUAAACAAUUUCUGAGUAACCGAGUCCUGAAAGAUCCAAAACAACGACGGUUCUUUAAAUCUAAUGAACUUCAUGAACUUUUUACACUAACUGAUGAUGGAACUAAUGGAACCGAAACUGGUGCCAUGUUUGCUGGAACUGGCUCCGAAGUUGAUAUUAAGCCUAAAAAGCCAAAUCGAUUUGAUCUCUUAAAACAGAAUGAGGAUUCUGUGAAUUUUGAACUGAGUAAUAAACAAAAAGAGAAAAUGAGAAAAUUAGUGAAGAAACUGAGCCAGAAAAUAGAGAAGUCCAAGUUAGAGGCAGCUAACAAGCAAAAUGCUUCUGAUUCAAAAGAGAAAAAUUCUGAAGGUGAGAUAAUGAAUGGUAAUGUGGCAGAUCAAGAUGAAAUUGUUUCUGACCAAACUGAUAAGGUUUCAGACCAUAACAAAAACAGUGAAAUGGUUCCACUCAGUAUUCAUCAUCGACAUACUGAAGCAGAUAUUCAACCUGGAACCAGUUAUGACUCAGAUACUUCGAAAGAACACAGAAAAAGAAAACAUGAAAGACACAAAAGCAAACAUGAAAAACACAAAAGCAAACGGAAAAAACAAAAAGAUAUUUAUUGUGAUGGUGAGGUGAUUUCUAAUUUGGUGAAGAAAUCUGCUUACAAAUGUGCAGUUGAUGAUCCUGAAGACAAAACAAAUGACAAGGAACUAAAUAAUAUGAUGGAUGAUUAUGUGUUGCAGAAACUUUUCAAAAAAUCAGGUGUCCACAGUGCGCUAAAACAUGAUACAGUCAUGGAUUCGUCACAAGCAGAUUAUCUGCUGGUUGAAUCAGAAGCGAAUAGAGUUGCUAAACAAGCAAUGAAUGCAUUGAAACUUUCCAGGCAGCGGUGUAACAGGGCAACCUCCGGAAUACCAACAUGGACUGGGAGCCAUGGAGGCAACAAAAUGAAUAUGCCAAAACCCAAAUUUGGCCAGAAAAAGAACUCAUUAUUAUUAGAGGAUGCACAUAAACCUAAGAGUCCAGCCAAACAAAUUCCCACUAAUGCAACUGCGAAGGAAACACCAGCACACUUUGAUGGCCAUGUUUCUGGUAAUAAAUAUUUAAAUAAGAAAACAUCUGAUGACUCAUCGUUGUCUCCUAUGACUUCUCAGGAACUAUUGACACGUAUGAAAGCCAGAAAAGCCUUAAUAGACAGUUCUGUUGAUGAUGAUGAUGUUGCAAGUGCUGUUGACAUUGAAUUUAUUUCUGACAUACGUAACUUUAUUGCAUUCCAAUGUAACAUCAAUGGAGAAGCAACGACUGAGGAACUCAUAAAAGAAUUCAAACCUAAAAUACCUGUCAGUGAUUCAGCUAAAUUUAAAGCAAUGCUUAAAGAAAUAUGUAACUUUAAUAGGAAAAAUGGAAUUGGCUUUUGGAGACUUAAACAAGACUUUCGAUGAAUUAUCAACUUUGUUGCAAAAAGGAAAUAAUAAUUUAAUCAUUUUCUCAAUUUGGUCAAAUAUUUUUGGUCAGAAACUGUUAUUAAUUUAACACCUCAAAAAUUGACAUUAAAAGUUCUUAUUCUGCCUUGUUGAAGAAAAUGAAUUUUAUCUUUGAAUAUAGCAAUAUUUAAUUUUUUCACUUUAGUGAAUGGUCGUUGGGAUUAAAAAUAGAAAGCUCUCAAAGAUGAGAUAAAAUGUGAGGAAUACUUAAGGGAAAACUGACAAAUAUUAAUGAAAAAUCUUUCAAUGGUCGCCUCUAAUCAAGGUUCUAGAUAUUUCAAAGGUUUAUUCAAAUAUUCAACAUACAAGUUGAAUUAUGAAACAGACUGUGUUGUUUUAUGUUACACAUGGAAGCAAGGACAAAACAAAAGUAUCUCAUCGUUAGUUGCACUGUUAAAAGGACAGGUUUAUGUCACAAAAUAAUGAAGAAAACUAAGGGAAAUGAACAGAAUGCUGUUAAUGAAAAAAUAUGAAAUAUUCAAGAAACUGUAUGUGAAAGCAGGAUGAUGUGAUAAGAACAUAUACGUAUAAAGUGGGCCAUCAAAAAUACAAAUGGUGCUUGAUGGCUUCAAGAAAUACAGUGGCUGAGCAGAUAACAGUAAUAGAUUUACGAGGAUAGGGAAUGCCUGUCACGUCACAAGCAUAUUGCAUCACAUCCUUGAAUUGGUAAAAUGAAUAUCAAUAAUAUACAGGAGUUGAGCAGAUCAACAACACAAAAAUCUGUCUUCUUUUACAAACUUGUCCUUGAACUAAAGAAAGAUCUCAAAAGGAAAUUUCCUUUUCAUGCUGCAGUUUAAUUUCUGUUUGUUGAUUGGUUGAGAGUGAAGUGUUUGAGUUAUCAAAUAGAAUAAGAAAAUCUGAUGGUGUAAGUAAGAUUAGAGACAAAAUGUCUAAGUGAAAUUAGGGCAACCAAAAUGGAUGCUAAAUCAUAACAGUAUCUACUACACUAUUUUUUUAACGAAAAUUUAUAUCAAUAGUAAGGAAGAACAAGACAGCUGGACCUUUUCUACCCUUUACAACUGUCUUCUGUUAAACAAACCAGUAAUUGAGAAGAGGAAUGUUUUUGUUGAAUGGUCUGCACUCAAGGUUUUAAGUCAUUCUAAUGAAAUAAAUGAUAGUACCCCUGAUUCAGUCUUGUACAGUGAAUCACCUCCAAGACGUGUUGGCUGUAAUUGUAGCAAAGAAAAGUCUCAUGUGUAUAUGCUGAAUCUGUGAGGACAGUGCAUAGGCACUAUGCAAUACAGAAUAUAGUCAAGCUAAAAACAGAUAUGAUAACAUAGAAGGGAAUAUUGUUGUAAUGAUUAUUUUAAAUAGAAUGUUAUUUAUUGUUAACCAACAUGGCAUGUUGUUGUUGUUAAGCCCCUGAUUAGCUUAGUUGAGCUGGUUUUUGAUAAAAGGUGUUUCAGUUUCUUCUGCUAGGGUAAGUCAAAAAUCAUACACACUCUUGUUUCUGUAAUUUAUUAAAACAAAAGCAAGAGUCGAACAAUUAUAUCAUUUUUCAACAUAGUCUCCUUGCUUUUUGAUGCAAUUCUUCCAGUGGUCCACAAGCUUGCUUAUUUCUUUGGAGAAGGUUUACGGCUGGUUGUGCAGCCAUUUAUGCAUCGGUUUCUAUGCUUCUUAGUCCAUAGCAAAUCAACGACCUUGUAAAGGAUAUUUGAGUGGUUUAAAGAGGUGAUAGUUGGAAGGGUUGAAAUCUGGGCUGUGAGCAAUGCGUUCCGGUAACUUGAAACCCAAUUUUUCAGUGGUUUCAGUGGUGUGGGUGUGCAUUGUCAUACACCCAUCUCACGCACACUUUCUGGAAGUGGAUGGUUUUGUAUACAAAACCGUGACUAAUUUGCAGAGAACAUACUGCUUCAUCAGUAGUCACUUGUUAGUUCAUCAGAACCAUCUCUUGAGCUUGUUGAAUCUUCAUCGUCAUUGUGCUUCAUACCUGUCUGGCUAUUUUUACACUUCUCACUCCACUUAUACAUACAUCUGCAUGAUAGAGUGCUGUCCUUAUAUUGUGCUGAAAGCCUACUAUGAAUUUCAGCCCCUGACACACCUUCAGACCAGAAAAAUUGGAUCACUGAUGAUCUCUGUUCUUCCUUGUUUCUGUAAUUAGCAUACAAAACUACAUCAGUACAUCAAAUUUGAGAACAAUUAGAACAAAAUUAAGAAAAUAGAAAACUGUGACAGCAGCAGAAAAGAUCCCUAAUUUCACUUACCUUAAUGAACUUAGAAAAGGUUAGCCUUGUAUCUAAAGAACAAAUUGUUAUUGUCUUGUCAUACUGCAUUUAUCCAAGUGAAACCAUAGUACAUGUGAUCUCAUAUAUUUAUAAACUUCAUUCAACAUUGAACUAGUAACCACCUUAAAUAAACUUAAUCAUUAUAUAAAACAUGCAGUCCCUACAACAACAUUAGAGAAAUCAUUACUUUCACAUUUCCUGCAAAUGAAUUGUUUUGAUUGCUUUCAUUCUUUUAUAUUUCAUUAUCUUUUACCUGUUUCUGUCAUUGGACUGCUACCAUGAGGGGUCACUACCGCCAUGCUGGGGCACUGCCUUGAAAGUUUUAGUCGAACAAAUCAACUCCGGGACUUAUUUCUUAAAGCCUGGCACUUAUUCUGUCAGUCUCUUUUGCUGAACUGCUAAGUUGUGGGGAUGUUGUCAAGUGGUGGUGGGGGGGACAAACAGACACACACACACGACAAGCUUCUUUCAGUUUCCAUCUACGAAAUCCACUCACAAGGCUUUGGUUGGUCCGAGGUUACAGGCUAUAGUAGAAGACACUUGCCUAAGGUGCCAUGCAGUGGGGCUGAACCUGGAACCAUAUGGUUAGAAAGUAAGCUUCUUACGACAGUGUCAUACCUGCACCAUUAUCCACUAAUUGCACUUAAUACCAUUAAUUACCAUUUGUUCCUGUAUCAGUAAUUAAUAGAUUCACUCCAAACUUCAGAGACUGAAUCUACAUUAUGUUCACUUUCAAUAUUUAUGGCAGGUAUUAUUUCAUUUGAUCUGUAUCAACUGGUUUAUUCUGUUCACCCUUAAGAAUCACAGCUGUGUUAUUUCCUACUUGACAUAUAAAUUCAACUUCUUGUGGUUCUUCUGCAUUGAGAUCAAACUAGAGCUGCAAUCUUCAUAAGACAUUGUUAGUGGUUAUCAUAUUUGUUUAUCCAUUGAAGCAGAUGAACUAAGAAGUCAUUGUGCACAAGAGGUUGUCUGAUAACUCAAAAAACAUGCAAUAUGAAUAUUGCACUAAUAGAACCUUUACUUUAUGACUAUGCUUUUAAAUCCAUUUAUUACUUAUUUUUUAAUAACUUUACCUUUUAGCAUUCAAACCAACCAUAUCGAACCCAAAUAUUCUAUGUGUUUUGUGUUCAAACUGACUAGAUCAGGCCUCUCACGGCUAUCCUGCAAUAUCAUUCCGAAAGUAAGCAAAUGCGUCAUCAUAAUCUCAAAGCUACAAGAUAGUGCAUGAUUAAUUCAAAAUAAUGUGAAUAAAUACACAUUAUAUUUGACAAUAAUCUGGAUGCUAAAUGGUUAAAUGACUUUUGAAUGCAAUUAUUGCUUCGAUUAUUAUUAUUAAAAAUCCUUUUUAAUAUGCCCGAUGAAACAUGAUUAAUUGACAGUAUCCAAUCUUAUAUUUUUACAUUGUGUCAAUUUUUUCAAGAUGAUUCAAAGAAUCAUCAUCAUCAUCAUCAUGAUGUUCAUUCCAACCAACAUUUUUAAUAAAUUCUAACUGUGAUAAUGCAUCAACAUGUGGUAUUUGAAAUCCCUUUAUAUAUUUCAUAAUUGGAUUCUGUUAUUUGUCAAGUCCAUCUUAAAGUAUGCACAGAUGUUACUUUUGGUAAACAGCAAAUUUUGUUUAAAAAAUAAAUUCUAAUAGCCUAUAAUACAAAACAAAAAACAAGCAGAAAAUUCUCUACUCUUCAAAUAUGCCAUACAAUCUCCAUGGCUUCCCUUUCCAAAUUUUAGUAUCUUGUUUCUUGUUUCAGUUGUGGUUAGUACUGGAUGUCUGUUUUGUGAAAGUAUUCUUGAUAUAACCUUUUCACUUGUAUUAGUCUUUUUAGUAAUUUCUUUUGUAACAUCAUUAAUCUGGACAACUGGCUCCGAUACCAACACCAGUUUUAUGUGCUCAGAUGUUCUUUACUAUUGGACUUGCAACAAAAGUGGGACACCAUGUAUAAGAAGUGAUGCAAGUAGUGAUAUGCAGUCUGGAUAAGGAUCACUGUAUCUGCAACAGAAAUUGAGGGGCCCAAGAAAGAUUGAUUGCUUCUUUUCUUUUUCUUUUUUUGUACUUUUUACAUUCAUAAUUCUUUUCUGGCCACCUAGAAUGUACAUCAGCAAGUAUUGUGAAUAGUCCUAAAUAAGCACGAUCCUUAGACACAUCAUCGUCGUUUAACGUCUGCUUCCCAUGCUAGCAUGGGUUGGACGAUUUGACUGAGGACUGGUGAAACCAGAUGGCUACACCAGGCUCCAGUCUGAUUUGGCAGAGUUUCUACAGCUGGAUGCCCUUCCUAACGCCAACCACUCCGAGCAUUUAUAAUUUUUUUUUAGGCCACGUGUGUGCUGUGAAGUAAUUCCGUUUUAAAUCUAGAACAUGCUGGGUGUUUAAAUAUCGUUCCACAUCUUCACAGUAAGCUGGUUACCAUGCUUCGAAUUUCAACCAAUUCCUUGUUACCUUUGUUCCACAAUGUACAUCAUCAUGUAUACCUUUCAUCAUUAAGGUUCUCAAGUAGAUUAGUAGAACAAUUCAUUCUUCAUUACAGACAAUAUCAUCUUCAAAAUGCUUUUUACCUAGGGAUUAUUCAUCAGGUUGCCAACAAUCCUGUUCAUUUUCUCUUAUCACAAUAAUCAUAGCUGGCAGCAACCAUUAUCUCAGGAUAACCUAAUGGAUCAUCUUGAAAUGGCCGUGUUUUGAUUCCAGAUUUACUUUCUAGUUUGAUGCAUAAAAUAUUCAUUUGGUCAUUGCCAACUUUUAACGAUUCUACAACUGCCAGAAUGAAGUACAACAAUUUAUGACAAGAAUUUGUAUCUUCUUUUAUGGGUUACAUAAUAAUCAAGUAAGAUAACUCUGAUUGUCUUGAUUCAGUUUUAAUCCAUGUGAAAGACAUGUCCACCUUAAAAGAGCCAGUGAUUUUUUAAAACUGGGUCUUUUAGAUAAACCUCUUUUGAAUCCAACUUAACGGAAUAAGUCAUGUCAGAAAGUUAGGUAACUGAAAUAAUAGUGCUAAAUUGAACACCUUGUGGUAUUUAGUUAUAUUCUGAGCCCAGAUCCUACUAGGAUCCAAUUUCCUCUCCAACCGUCCAGGGUUGAUAAAAUAAAUACUUGGCAUAUAAUACAUUCAUAAACUACAAAUAUAUGGAGUUUAGGACAUGUGUGGUUUCAUUGUGCCUGGCCAAAUGAAUAACAUACAACCAACAGUAAGUACAGAGGAGAAGUAUCUGUUAUAAUCUGACCAAGUCCACAUUACUCAGAUUCCAUGUAAUGGAGAGAGUGCAGUAUGUCCAGACGAUCAUACUGCAUCCCAUGCUUUUACAUUACAGGAUUGCUUGUCAAACUGUAGUAUGGUCUCCAUUUAGGCAAAGACCUGGUAUAAGAGAAGCUGGAUAUGUGGGGCACACCUCAUUGUUUGGUUGACUACCAGCAUGUCGAAGGACUGAUGAAUCCAGGUUGACAACAAAAGCCAGGAAGGAGGCCUUAUGAUAAUGUUUCUCUUGAAUUAUUUCUGACUAGUUUUCUCAUUUUUCUCUCACACAUUUUUUUUUAAGUGUAAAUUAUUUUUAACUAGUUUCCUUAUUUUUCUCUCACUCUCAUAUUUUUUUAAGUGUUCAUAGAUCCUUAUAGAAUUACUUAAUUUUUCUUUAUAUUUGUUUGAAUUCUUGGAUGGCUGUCAUUAUAUAAUUCGUUUUUGUAUAAACUUAUCCAGCUUGGUUGAUUGUCAGUUAAUAUGAGGUGAGUUGGCAGAAUCGUUAGCAUGCCAGACAAAAUGCUUAGCAGCAUUUCAUCCAUCUUUACAUUCUGAGUUCAAAUUCCGCUAAGGUUGACUUUGCUUUUGAUCCUUCCAGGGUUGAUAAAACAAGUAUCAUUUGAAUACUGGGGUCAAUGUAAUCGACCUUUCCCUUCCCUGAAAUUGCUGGCCUUGUGUCAAAAUUUGAAACCAAUUAAUAUGUGGUGAAUAUUAUACAACACUUAAUAGAGCAUAUGAAUUAAUUCUAUAUUAGAAUUAUUUUAUUUGUAACCUUGAAUAAUGAUGGUGACUAAUGAUAAUUAUCACAUACAUGCAGCUCUCAAAUACUUAAAUAGUUCACUAAAUGCUCUCGUGAAAUAUAAUUCUACAGAGUAUAAAGUAAAUGUUGGAUUUACUUUGUGUGUGUGUGUGUAUGCUCAUUUAUUUGUAAAAAUUCUUACUGCAUUUUAAUAAAAUAUUUACAUUUUCUUUUUUUAAAUCAUUUAAGUCAUGCUAGCUAAUUAACAAGUGUAAUAAUGAUGUAAAUAAAAAAUUCUUUCAUAACUUACUUAAA